AUGUCACAUGUGUUCGUCGUCACACACUCACACAUGUUCAUUGUCACAGGUGGCUUCAACGGAAAUGGUCAAAAACGCGCGCGCGACCGCACGCCAUGCUGCCAUGCUGCCAUGCACAUUAGCUUAGAAACAUUUUGGCGCCUUCGACGGAGCUACUGGUGGGAUUUAAAACCUGAUAAACGUGAAGAAAAGAGUCAUGAAGUUCUACAGAUGGAUCCUGAUGAAAAACUAUCUAGCAGUGCUCAGACAAACGGAUCGAAAAACAAUAAAAGCAAAUCAACAGGAAGUAAGGUAGCUCUACAAUCAUCAGAAGAAAAAGAAAUACAGGAAGAUACUGACACUGAAGAUCGGAAAAAAUUGAAGAAUCCAGAAGAAAUCCUAGAAGAAGAUAAAGAGGAAUCGGACCCAGGGUUGAAAGCUGAUAACCAAGAAGGAAUGGUAUUUUUAUUGCAAGUUCCCACUAAGUUUCGCGGAAAGAUGCCGUUGAUAUUCAAUAGCAAAGAUAAAUUGAGUCAUUGGAAGAAGUGGUUAACGGAAAUAGCCGCAGGCGACAACUCAGAGAUAAGUGGCACAAACCCACGUAUCUACCAGCCCGAUGAACAUCCUGCUUUCAGUAGAGGCUUCAGAGGACAACAUUACAAGUAUAACCCUGAAUUGCUGAAGUUUAUAUCAAUUGACGUACAUAUCGAGAUCUAG
Messenger RNA from Arctia plantaginis, 696 nucleotides. The record is from the annotation of a GenBank genome assembly. Lineage: Eukaryota; Metazoa; Arthropoda; Insecta; Lepidoptera; Erebidae.